AUGCGUUUCUCCAUCGUCUUGACUACCCUCUCGGCCGUCGCCCUGGCCAGUGCCGAGGGCAGUGUCACCAUCCUGCCUGUUGAGAACCCUGCUACUCAGUACCUGACCCAGACCAACUCCCUUGGCGUCGUGACCGGCCAACCCGUUGCUGUCACCAGCCAGCCCACCGCUGUCACCAGCCAGGCCCCUGCCGUGACCUCGCAGCAGCCCGCCGCCUCCAUCCCCGCUGGCCUGAGCUCACCCGUCGCCGGCCCCGGCGCUUCUCACAGCACUUUGUCCACUGCCUCCAGCAAAUCUGGCAGCGGCUCUGCCACUAAGACCACCGACUCCAAGACCACUGGUACCUCCACCAGCUCCUCUGACUCAUCAGAGUCCUCCAGCUCCUCUGCUGCUGCUUCCAGCUCUGCCUCUACCGGUGGUGCUGCCAUUGCCACUGCUGGCCCCGUCGGUCUCGGCAUGAUGGCCGGUGCUGCUCUCGUUGCUUUCCUGUAA
Molecule: messenger RNA, 492 nt
Organism: Penicillium robsamsonii
Lineage: Eukaryota; Fungi; Ascomycota; Eurotiomycetes; Eurotiales; Aspergillaceae
Product: putative GPI anchored protein
Exons: 2
Coding region: 1-492 (163 amino acids)
Source: RefSeq, a predicted model, not a curated record